Messenger RNA from Perca fluviatilis (European perch), 3941 nucleotides. It is a transcript of the gene slc16a3, whose product is annotated as solute carrier family 16 member 3. Gene Ontology annotation, biological process: transmembrane transport; monocarboxylic acid transport. The record is from RefSeq and is a predicted model, not a curated record. The transcript is spliced from 5 exons. Gene Ontology annotation, molecular function: monocarboxylic acid transmembrane transporter activity. Gene Ontology annotation, cellular component: membrane. The coding region runs from base 1 to 1479 and encodes 492 amino acids. NCBI's taxonomy places the organism in Eukaryota, Metazoa, Chordata, Actinopteri, Perciformes, Percidae.
AUGGGAGGAGCAGUGGUGGACGAUGGACCUCCUGGGGUGAAGGCCCCAGAUGGUGGCUGGGGUUGGGCAGUGUUGGCCGGCUGCUUCGUCAUUACUGGCUUUUCCUACGCUUUCCCUAAGGCUGUCAGUGUCUUCUUCAAGGAGCUGAUCCGAGAGUUUGAUGUUGGCUACAGUGACACUGCCUGGAUCUCAUCAAUACUGCUUGCCAUGCUGUAUGGUACAGGACCUCUGUGCAGUGUAUUGGUGAACAGGUUUGGCUGCCGACCAGUAAUGAUGGUUGGAGGGCUCUUUGCCUCACUGGGAAUGAUUCUGGCCUCCUUUGCCACCAGUAUCAUACACAUCUACCUUUGCAUCGGAGUUAUUACAGGUCUGGGUCUGGCGUUGAACUUCCAGCCGUCUCUGAUAAUGCUGAAUCGCUACUUUAGUGAGAAACGUCCUUUAGCCAAUGGCUUAGCAGCAGCGGGCAGCCCUGUGGCACUGUGCUGUCUCUCCCCACUGGGACAGAUUCUCCAGUACCAGUAUGGCUGGAGGGGAGGGUUCCUCAUACUAGGAGGCAUUCUGCUCAACUGUUGUGCCUGUGGUGCCCUCAUGAGGCCCCUGUUGCCCCCUAAGAAGCCACAGUAUCUUGAAGAAAGCACUCCCACAGCUGCAGAAGAGAAAAAGCCCCAGCCCAAAAAAAAACUGUUGGAUUUCAGCGUGUUCAAGGACAGAGGUUUUCUCAUCUAUACCCUUGCAGCAUCUAUUAUGGUGCUGGGCUUGUUUGUGCCCCCUGUGUUUGUGGUCAGCUAUGCUAAAGGCCUCGGCUAUGAAGACACAAAGUCUUCAUUGCUGCUCACCAUCUUGGGAUUUGUUGAUAUGUUUGCUCGGCCUGCAUCAGGACUCAUAGCAGGCAUGAAGUGGGUACGGCCCAGAACUGUCUACCUGUUCAGCUUUGCUAUGAUCUUCAACGGCUGCACUGACCUUAUAGGAUCACAGGCAAAUAACUAUGAAGGUCUGGUGGUCUUCUGUAUCUUCUUUGGUAUCUCCUAUGGCAUGGUGGGAGCGCUACAGUUCGAGGUCCUCAUGUCUAUUGUAGGGACAGAGAAGUUCUCCAGUGCCAUAGGCCUGGUGUUGCUGAUGGAAGCCUUUGCUGUACUAGUGGGACCUCCUGGAGCAGGUCGCCUCUUGGAUGCCACCCAUCAGUACAUGUACGUCUUCCUGUUGGCAGGCUGUGAGGUCACACUGUCCGCCUUUGUCAUCGCCAUAGGUAACUUCUUUUGCAUUAGCAAGAAAAAGGAAGAUCUAGAGGUUAAGAUAGAAAUGGCUGUGACUGAUGCAGAGAAGGAGGGGCUGAACUUUGGGGUGGAAAGCGAGGAAGAUCACGAAGGUGAAGAGGACUCAAAGGAAAAAGCGAAUGGAAAUGACAAUGCCUUGAAAGCAGUGGAAGAGGUGAUUAUGGUUAAGGAGAUGGGGGAGAAUGGGGGAGAAGACACAUUAUGAUGAAAAAAAAGACUAGUGUUGAAAAAAGAGAAACUGUGCACCAAAAGGAUAUAAAAAGGACUGAGGAUGAUGUGUGACGCAGAGAAAUAGUAGCCACACAGAAAGUGAGGGAAGAUGAACAAAGUAGGGUAAGAAAAGAGGGCUGUUAUAUAUAAUGAAAAUCACAGUUUGAUGUAAUGGAUACAAUUCAUGAGCAAGAACUGGGUUUGUCUGAACUGUUCUAAUGCAACAUUUUGAUCAGAGGCUGUACAUUAUGUUUGAUCAGUUAAAAAGUUACCCUCUGGUUUAAAAUACAACUAUCCCUUCGGGCAUGGAAAUGUCUCACUUUACUGGCAACAAUUACCAGCUUUUCUGGGUAAAAUAAGGUGUUCUUUACUGCUGUCUACUCAGACCCACAUUGCAUUGUAGAACAAAGAAAUUUAAUUCCAGUUUUGCUUACCUUUACUCAGCAUCAUUUUUUACAAUCAUAUCCAGUUUUCACCAUUCAGGACUCAAGCUAUUCCACUUUCCAUUUCCUAAUGAUUAAAAAUACAUUUAUAAAAAAACACCAGUUAAGAUCCACUUACUGGCUUUUUCUUGAGCCUUCAACCAAAUCUCACAGCCUUUGUAACCAGAUGGGGUUUGCUUGGUUGUCAUCAUGUGAUCUACUUUAACAAGGGAUGUCCUGUCUUUAGCGUGUACCAGCAGAGAUAUUAAGUGGCAGGCUAAGUGCUGACUCCUUGUGACUUGAAAAAAAAGAGUCUACCUAGAUGUUCUGACAGGUAAGGGAGUCCCCUGUGAUUCUCCUGGUUGUUCAACUGAUAAAAGGGGUUAGAAUCACCCUCCAAGAACACUACGUGACAGAAUUGAAAUGCUUAGGUCACGUGAUGAUCACUCAGCAAAGCUCUGGAAAAACCUAGUAGGUGGACAUUGUGUUAAGAAUAUAUUGUCAAAAUAUAAUCAAGAAUGACAACGUAUUAAAGUAUUUCUUGGCAUUUUAUGUAUCAACAGAUCGACAACUCACAUUUGAAAAUUGGUUAAAAAUUUGUAAAAGUAAACUAUUUAAUAUUUAGGGCACUCAACAUGGACUGAGUUUCAUACUGUAGUAGCUGUUCACUUAUUGCUGUAAUUUAAAAGUCUGUUUUGUUGUGACUGCUGUGAGCUACUUUAUGAGACUUCAGCCAGUUGCUGUCAGACCCAUUUUUCUGUAGAAUACUUGAACAAACUUGAAUUGUCAGGAUCAGUCCAAUGCAUCGUUGUUGUAAACUCAGCUGAUGAGACAUGUCCUAUGUUGACAUCACUACUCUGUAAUGGUCUGCCUAAUGCUAUAACACUGGGAUCUGCUGUGUAAUGUGUCUGUAUGAUGCCAGAUGCUGUUAUCCAUGUACUCUAUGCCAUCCGUGUAUCUGUUCAAUCUUAUGCUCAACACUGAGAGCAAGCCCAACUUGCAACAGAAAGAUAUGGCAGAGUUAUUCAAAGCCUUUAGUGUCAGACGAGUUGUGUUAUUUAAAAAAACCAAAACACAGCUGUGUGUGAGAAGUGUGUUAAAGGACAAAGUUCAGUUUCCCCUCAACAAAGAAUAAUUUCAAUAAUUGUUUGAGAGGAUCGACAAGAAUGCAUUUUCAGUACCUAUGGCAAUAUUGCAGUUUGACACAUUGGUGCCAGUUCAUUAAGGGCAAUAGCUGUGACAGCAAAGCAUGUCACGCAAAAUGUCUUCCACAUUCAGUGCAACAUCUCUGCCCACUGCACUGCUUUCUGUAAUAACUCUGAAGGGGGAAGACUAAUUUAUGGCAGCCCAAACUCCAGGUUCCUGGACCAAGCCUAAGCCAUACCUACAUAUGAGCAAACAUAUAAUCAAUAUUACAAGUAAUUCACAGCUUCAAAAUUAUACAAAUAAGAAAAAUGUAAACAAUUAUACGUCCCCAUUGAAUGGACAUCAAGUAAAAUAUGUCAGAUGAUGCCUUAGCCCCCUACAUACUGUAAAGUACACUUCUUUUGUUCAGAAAAUUUGAAAGGGAACAGGGCUCACUGGACAGUACACCAUAGCCUGGAGGUGAACAGACAGAACACCUUGCCAACUAACAGGGGAAUGUAAUGGCAAAUUUACAUUUAAGCAUGAUUCUUUAUAUUUUUGUCUCACCCUAAAACUAUCUCUAGUUUUCCCAUGCCAGUUGAGAUGUAACUGGGGGGGUGAAAGUUGUACAGGGAGGAGGAGGCGAAAUGGCUCCGAGAUGUCUCCUGUGUUUUUAGAUUGUCUUCAUGCAUAGCAGAUUGCCUGUGAGAAAUGCAGAGUCAUGAUAAGCCAAGUUGUGUGUGUGUGUGUGUGUGUGUGUGUGCUGUCACUCUGAAGAUGUAUUUAAGCUCAGUGUUCCUGUUCACUCAUUGAAGAAACUUUUCCACAUUGGGCUGCUGUCUUUUGUGAAAUUUAUGUUUUUCCUAUAUUUGCAAAUAUAUUUUUAAUAAAAUACAAAAACCUAACUUGG